Molecule: messenger RNA, 975 nt
Organism: Stegodyphus dumicola
Lineage: Eukaryota; Metazoa; Arthropoda; Arachnida; Araneae; Eresidae
Product: E3 ubiquitin-protein ligase MARCHF3-like
Biological process (GO): protein ubiquitination
Molecular function (GO): zinc ion binding; ubiquitin-protein transferase activity
Source: RefSeq, a predicted model, not a curated record
GCUGCUUAUUAAAGUAUUCGGCCAAUUUUAGAUUCCGUGAAAGUUAUUUGAAAUUCUCUUGACACAAAGUGCUUAUAAAUAUAAAUCGGAAGCAGUGGGGGUUUUAUGGCCAAUGAAACUGACAGUGAAACCACAGACUGCAGGGCAGGCGGUUCUCGGGAUUCAGCUGUAGUGACGUUCGGCUCUGAACAGCCAGACCGAUGCAGUGUAGUUUUGAAAGUAUCAGACCUAGAAAACAGUCCCAUGUGCAGGAUAUGUUACAAUGGAAACAGCAGAGAGCGACUUCUGAAACCGUGCCAGUGCAAAGGAACGAUUAAGUAUGUUCAUCGUAACUGUCUCGAGAGGUGGCUAGAAUCAACAAACUGCGAAACGUGUGAACUGUGCCAUUUUCAUUUCCAUACAAAAAGGACUCGCAAGAGUUUCUGGGACUGGUGUCGUCAACCAGAAACGCAAAACGAAAGAAGAAAUUUCUUGGGAGAUUUCGCAUGCUUCGCUUUUCUCACUCCUUUGGGUAUUGCCACAUUCUGGCUGUGUGCGGAAGGAGCGAUCUAUUACCAAAAAGUGAAGAAUUCGACGCUUGAAACUGUGGCACUUGUGAUUCUAGCUUUAUUUUUAGUCUUCGCAUACCUCACUUGGAUCACACUCUGUUCCAGAUAUCAUCUGACAAUAUGGAACCGAUGGCGAGAUCAUAACUGGAACGUGCGCAUCGUUGAUCGGACUGGACGUGAUGGAAACGUAGAGGAUGCUCAAGAGACUGCUAUUAACAUUCCUCUUCAAUCCAGCGAAGACCUACUGCGCCCAAUAAUCCUCCCUCCGGAACUGCCAAUUAGAAACCAACCUGAACCAACGUUACCCAGAGAUGAAUCGCCUAUGGAACCCACACGCUGUCUACCGAACUUUCGUUUAUUAUAUACUUCUCGAACGUCAAAUGUGUAAUAUUCCUAAGUGUCUCCAAUAAAGUAUGUUCUCAUAGAA